Messenger RNA from Trifolium pratense (red clover), 1899 nucleotides. RefSeq lists its product as uncharacterized. Bases 1 to 1899 code for a protein of 632 amino acids. NCBI's taxonomy places the organism in Eukaryota, Viridiplantae, Streptophyta, Magnoliopsida, Fabales, Fabaceae. The transcript is spliced from 2 exons. The record is from RefSeq and is a predicted model, not a curated record.
AUGGCCAAGCAUGGCGCGUCGGGCAGUUAUCGUCCUCGCAAAUCUCGCAGUCCAACGCCCAUGCCCGGCGAUUAUUCUCCCCGGUCUUCCGAGGACCAUUCUCCCAACGGGAGCGACGAGGGCGAUCCCCGAUGCCCUCUUUCCAGAGACAUCUUAAAGAAACAUAUUCCAAAGGGUUUCGAGAGACCUCCUACGCUCCCCGCGUAUGAUGGUUUGACCGACCCCGACGAUCACAUAGCCAAUGUCAACGCGAACCUGGAUUUCAGGAACAUUAGCGGUGCCAUUAGGUGCAGACUGUUCCCAACCACGCUGAGAAAGGGAGCAAUGGCAUGGUACCAAAGCCUGCCCCCUCAAUCCAUCCAUUCAUGGAGGGAUCUUACUGAACAGUUUUCCAGACACUUCACCGCUUCCCGCAAGCACCCAAAGACUGUGCAUGCCUUGGAGGCCAUAUACCAAGCUGAAGACGAAACUCUCCGCAACUUCGUCGAGAGAUUCAACAAAGAGGCUGUGCAGGUCGAAACGACCGACGACAUGAAGAAAUACUUGCUGCAGAGGGGCCUUCGCCCGGGCAGCGAUUUUGCUAAAGCUGUGGGCAUAGAAAAACCACCCACCUGGGACGACCUCCUCCUAAAAGCUCAAAAAUACAUCGACUACGAGGAGGUCCAGGCAGCUGAUGUCGCUCGCCUUGCCCGACCUGGAAGCAGCCACCCUGCCCGUGAGCCCUCCCACAGGCACGACGACAGGGGAAGCGACCGGGGACACGAUAGAGGCGGCGAUCGGGGCGGCGAGAGGGGCAGAGACAGAAGGAGGGGCGACAGGCGUGAAUCUCGUGGCCCUCCAAGCACAUUCGCCACAUACACCCCCCUCGUCAAAUCACGGGGAGAAAUAUUUGCUGAGGUUCACAUCUCUGAGUUUAACAGAGCGAAUGUAAAACAGCCCAAGCCGACUCCCCUGAAGCCCGGCCAAGACAAGAAUAGGUAUUGCAGAUACCACAAGAGUUAUGGUCACAGGACCGACGAUUGCAUCCAGCUGAAGGAUGCUAUCGAAAUAUUGAUAAGAAACGGACAGUUACGAGAGUUCGUAAAGAGAAACAAUGACCCUCGACCAGAGGCCGCGGAGACUCGCGCCGUCGAGGAGGUAGUUCCCCCACCAGCCGGGCCGAGUGGCACCAAGCAGAUCGCCAUGAGCGUAUCCCGGCCAGAAGAUUUUAAUAUCCCCAGCAACUUUGGGGACACCUAUACUGGUCCUACGCCUAGCACGGGGGACUACUUCACAGACUCACUCGUCAUAUCCGGCGGUCACAUGGACAAGCACACCGUCGGAUCAAUAAAAAGAAAAUUCGAGGAUCUCAUCAACACAUCCUCAAAUAUGAACGCAACGCUGGACAAGGCGAAGGGGCGAUCAAUGCCUUUAGCCUUCUAUCGAGAAGAGCUGCCCGGCGGGACAGCCAAUUACCAAAUUCCCCUCCUCGUCCGGGCAGACAUGGCCAACAUGGACGUUCGUCGAGUCCUCAUCGAUCCGGGGAGCUCCUGCGACAUCAUGUACGCCAGUUUGUUCAGGACCUUACAGCUGGACGAGACACAUCUCACCCCGUACUUGGGCUCAGACCUCACAGGAUUCAAUGGAGCAACUACUAAGCCUUGGGGUUAUGUCGACCUGAUCGUCACUUUUGGCUCCGAAGAGACUGCCAAGUCGAUCAGGGUGAAAUUCUUGGUCGUGGACUGCCCUUGCCUCUACCAGUGCAUCAUCGGCAGGACGGCCAUAGCAGACCUGGUUGCUGUCCCUUCUACUGCCCACCUGAAGAUGAACAAAGAAGCCAAAGCCAUCCCCGGAAGCACCACCAAAGCCAUCCCCGGAAGCACCACCAAGUCUGCCCGGUCCAAGUGUGAGCUCUGUUGA